AUGUACGUACACGAUUUCAUCAGUGGAGGAGAUUCUAUAGACGAAACUCGUAUAAAACGCGAAGAAACACGAAAUCUUUUGGCGUCUGCAGGUCUCAAACUUCGGAAGUGGACGUCCAACUGCAAAGAUCUUCUGCAAGACUUACCCAAAGAAGAUUGUGAGAUAACUUUUGAAGUGCCUUUGCAAUCAAAAGAUCAUGUCAAAACAUUAGGCAUAAGAUGGAAUCCACAAGAAGACUCAUUUUCGUUCAAAAACUUUCAACAGGAAACCGACGAAGUGACAAAAAGGACAAUGCUAUCAGCAAUUGCAAAACUUUUUGAUCCGCUUGGCUGGAUUGCGCCAUGUGUGAUCAAAGCCAAGAUCAUAAUGCAAAAAUUAUGGUGCAGAGGAACCGAUUGGGAUGAACCCAUUUCAUCAGAUCUUAAAGAAGAAUGGCAAGUUUUUCAGAAGGAAUUGCCUUUAAUACAACACGUUAAAAUCCCACGAUGGAUAAAUACACACAAUACACAGAAAUCGGUGGAAUUUCACGGUUUUAGUGAUGCGUCGGAGAAGGCUUAUGGAGCAGUUGUCUUCAUACGUGUCCUUGAUAAUGCCGAGAAUAUUCACAUGCAUAUACUAAUAUCGAAAACAAAGGUGGCUCCAUUGAAAACAGUCAGUCUACCACGACUAGAACUUUGUGGAGCUGUUCUCUUGGCAUCACUAUUAAAUUACACAAAAGAAGUUCUGGAUGUCUCGAACGCAAAGGUAUGCGCAUGGUCAGACUCAAUGAUUACGUUGGCUUGGAUUAAAGCACAACCUUCCAAAUGGACAACGUUUGUCAGUAACACGGUUGCUGAAAUCCAACGAUUAACAAACUGCGAUAUUUGGAAACACAUUCCAACAGACCAUAACCCAGCUGAUUUAGCAUCUAGGGGCGUUUCACCUUCAGCGUUGGGAACACAAGACCUUUGGUGGAUAGGGCCCUCAUUUUUGCGAGAAAAGUGGCAAUUUGAAAUACCCGUACAACCAUCUACUCUCGAAACCGAAAUUGAAAGGCGAACGGAAAAGAAACAAUGCUUAAUAGCCAACUCUGAUGAAGCAGAUGAUGACAUUAACAGAUGUAUACUAAGGUGUUCGCGACUAUCAAAGAUCAUCAGAGCAAUUGCAUUCUAUUAUCGCUUUAAAUGGAAUUGCCUUGCAAAAAGACGAAAAACAUUAAGGAUUUCCGGAGAAUUGAAUCCAGAUGAGCUACAAGUUGCAGCCUUCUUGGUGCAUAAAGCAGUACAAAGGCUCAUGUUCACUGCAUAA
Eupeodes corollae is the source of this 1287-nucleotide messenger RNA. RefSeq lists its product as uncharacterized. The coding region runs from base 1 to 1287 and encodes 428 amino acids. Lineage: Eukaryota; Metazoa; Arthropoda; Insecta; Diptera; Syrphidae. The transcript has a single exon. The record is from RefSeq and is a predicted model, not a curated record.